Molecule: messenger RNA, 2613 nt
Organism: Morchella importuna
Lineage: Eukaryota; Fungi; Ascomycota; Pezizomycetes; Pezizales; Morchellaceae
Exons: 2
Coding region: 1-2613 (870 amino acids)
Source: RefSeq, a predicted model, not a curated record
AUGCUAGAUUCUAUCGCCCUGAGCAUCUGCACUCUCUCCCUGAGCACUCGCGGAGUCUCUUCAGAUCGAGACAGUGUUCUCAGCGCCAAAUUCAACACUAAUAUCGACUACGAGCUCAAAGAAUACAUUCUCUCCGAUCAGCUUCCUAGAGGACAGAGUACCAACACCAACAAGAACAUAAGCACCAACCCCAACACCAGAAUGUUAUCGACGUCACCAUUGACUCCAAACACUGCUCAGAGCACUCCCGGUAGCUCACAGAACAUAAAUCAACUUCCCAAUAAGAAGCGCUUGCGUGACAUAGACGAAGACGAGAACGAAAAGACUUACCGAAAAACCAAGAAACACAAAUCGUUCCGAAAACAUAAGAAACACCGAACUUCCUCAGGUCGCAAAUCGUACCGCAAAACUGUCAAGCCUAUCCCGGAGGAGAUACCAGAAACACCCCCUAAGCAGUCGCCAGUGCUUUCCGGGUUCACCCCGAUCAACAAGAGCCGAAAACAAAACCCUGUACCUCCACCAAUCCGGACUGAAACCCGGACUCCGCCAAAUACUAACCUAGCUCCAUCGGACACUGAAGGGAUCUUCCCGAGUAACUGGGGAGCAACCCUAACUGAUUCCGACUCCUUUCCCGACUUUAGUUCCGAACCCUCUGAAUCAUACAUAAGUGACGAUCAAGACCCAGCAACAGAUCCAGCAACAGGCCCACUAGCAGCAGUCUCCACUGCUUCCUCAGCACGCAGCAGUGCUUCACCAGAGGCCCUUGUACGGACGACCGUACUUAGGGUUAGUGCUACCCCACCAGCACCCGCUAGUGCUACACAAAAGAACGUUGCCCGGAAGACCAUAGUCCCAAGUCAAGUUCUCACUCGGUCCAAGUCUAGUGCAGUCCGCUCAAUAGGCCCAGCAGCAACAGGCCCAGCAACAGGCCGCUCAACAGGCCCAGCAGGCUCUACUACUCCCUCACCAGCACCCGUCAGUGCUCCACCGAAGGUUCUUGCACCGGGGACCCCUACAUUCAAGCCCCGACGCCCCUCUUGGUUAUUUUCUAGUGCAAGCCCGUCCGAACUAAUAGACCACCCCUCACCAGUACGACAAAGACUAAUUAGACCCGAGCCAUCGCCGAUUGUCCAAGAGACAUCCCCGAGUGUUCAAGACACAUCCCCGAGCUCGACCGCAUUCAAGAUGACUCAAGCAAGCAAAGCGAAGAUGACUUUAGGUCUACUCAACCUACCUAGAGUGUACACCAGCAUCCGCAACAGCCUAAAGGCGGAAAUGCAAAAUGUGGGUUGGGUCAAUAAAAGCACGUCCGGUAUGGCUGCGUUCAAUGCCCUAUGCCUUUACUUGAUGAACUUGCCCUCCCUCAACGGUUUUCUGCCAAUUUGGACUGGGGGUGACUCCGAUGCCCGUAGAGCACUAGCGAGUGCUCUACAGUGGCUCAUCGCAGAUGUUGGUAUGAAGGAUAGGUUAUCAAGGGGACAGGGAGACCGUCAGUUCAAAGAGGCUGCCGGUGAUAGUGAUGAUGAUGAUGACGGCGGUGGUCAGGCAGCCGGAAGACGCUCUCGCAAAGGGAAAGAGCGUGCAGUACCUCCGGAACUCGUGCGACCUUCCAUAAUGGUUACCGUGGUGGACCCCGAUGCUCUAGGGGCAUUCUUUAUGCUCGUCCCACCACCUACUUAUGACUGGAAUGAUCCCCUGAACGAACCUUCGUUCAUCGGAAUUUUGACCAAGAUAACUUUCCCCGAGCUAUGCAACUUGAUCCUGAAGCACACCACACCCGGCAGAGCAGUCAGGACUAUCUGGGGGGCAAUUGAGAAUGUCCCCCCGGCAGCUGUUCCUCCCGUUCGGCCGGUGGAGGUACAAAUUACCGAUUCAGAGGAGCUCGAAGGUUGGUUGAAGAACAGCAAUGCCAGGCCUCGGAGGAUAUUGGCGGUCCUCCACAGAGCAGGCGCGGGUGCUAACCUGGGUGGUGCGGAAUCCCCCCCGUUGAACCCGGCUUUCCCUCACGUUGAGGAAGAUGAUUAUAGCAUGAUCGAUAUUCCUGCAGAGGAUUGGGAUUACGAGGAGGGAAAGCACCGGAUAAAUGCCAAAGGACUGAGGGUAUAUAUGCCUAGAACUGAUGCCAGUAAUCAAAGGCUAAUUCAGACUCUUGUUAGGCGUCGCGAUAGACAGCAGGAUGCUAUCGACGAUUUAGACCCCAAAUACCUUAGGAAGUAUCCUUUGGGUGUCGGGGUUGCUGACCCAAACUUCUUACAGGGGACGAUCUGGACAGCUGCCGGGAUAGCAGCCAAGAGAGCUGCUGACGCACUCGCGGCUGCUGGUGCUGGAGGUGGAGGUGGUGGUGGUGGUGGAGGUGGUGGUGGUGGUGGUGGUGGUGGUGGUGGUGGUCUAGGACCUCCAACGCCUCCGGGCGGACCUCCUCCUCCUCCGGGCGGCGGUGGUGGUGGAGGACCAGCUGGAGGCGGUGGUGGUGGUGGUGGUGGGCCAGCUGGAGGCGGUGGUGAUGGUGGUGGUGGGCCAGCUGGAGGCGGUGGUGAUGGUGGUGGUGGGCCAGCUGGAGGCGGUGGUGAUGGUGGUGAUGGUGAUGGUGGUGAUGGUGGUGGGCAUCAUUAG